AUUGUAUUGUUCGAGUAUUUUUGAGAAAGCCUCCAGAAAAAUGGGUUUAUGUAGAAGAAGGGUUACAAGGCGAUGUAUCAAUAUUAUUUGAACUUAAUUUUACUCAUAUUAAAUUUGUUUUGGAUGUAGCCGAGACUAGCAUUCAAAAAUCUUUUCACCAAGGUCCAAAUGCAUUUGAUCUUCUUAUGAAAAACUCACAAAAUACUCAACUUCCUGAACUAAAAAAAGAGAAUACUCAUAGAGACUUACUUUAUAUUGAUAUUAUUUGUCUGCUUCAAAAUAAAGAAGUCGGAUGGAAAAAUGCAAUGCAUAAUACUAUUGGAAAAAGUUUUAUUGAACGUUUAACUGCAGCUUUGUGGUAUAUAGAUCCACAUUGUAUAAAGUUUACAGCACGGUAUCUUUCACUUGGAGAAUUAUUUAAUGAAUUGGAUCAGUAUAAGAAGGACCAACAUUAUAAUCUUUUUUAUAAUACUGGAAAACAUGCCAAAUCUAAUCUUAAACGUGAUAAACUUGAGCAACUAGCUUCCUCAUUAGAACUAUCAGCAAUGCAGCCAUGGGCAGCAAAUGAUAAUUGGGAAUUAAUUAUUAAUGAGGUUUUUAUCUUGAUAUCUUCGAUGCGAAAAUAUGCAAAUAACUUGGAGCAAAUUAACCAAGCUAUGAAAGAAAUACACUUAAGUGAUACACCAGCACGUCAACCAGCUAAUGAUCUAAAAACUACUCAAGCACGUGUAAUAGCAUCUAUUCAAGGAAGAUUACCACAAUAUUUUAGUCGACAAAUGCAAAAAAAUGUGGUAAAAAAGUAUUCAUUAAUUCGGAAUGUUACGCCUGCUUUUUUACGUGUUUUAUAUCAUGAUUUAACUGGUGAUGCUGCUACAACAUCAAAUGAGAUUAGUAAAGAGUUAGAAGAACGACUUUGUCUUAUGUUAGCAAUAGAAGAUCCAUCAAUUAUAUGUGACUUACGUCAGAAUAAUGGAUUUAAAGAAACCAAAUUUGAUCUAUUUUGGAAUGAAUUAGAAGCUUAUUUUAAUGAACGUUUAUUAGAAGAACGUAUUGAAAGAUUAGUUUUACAUGGUGAACCAUUUCAAUGCUAUACUCCAGUAGACAAAACAGAGAUUGAUGAAUUUUUUGAUAAUAAAACAAUAUGCCAAAAUGCAAUAAAUAAUUGGAACUAUAGUUGUGGAUCACCAUUUGUUCCAGAGGACCAUAUUCUAUACAAUGAAGUUUUUGUAAGAGAAAAAAUUAGUUGUGAAACACCAAUAGAAUUGGCAUAUUAUUCUUGUCGAAAAUCAAAUAUUAAUGGUAAUAUUUGUUAUUGGUGUGGAUAUGAUAAUGAGUUAGCAGAACCUUCAGAAAGUCUCAAGUCAAAGUACAAAUCCUUAUUCCCAUGCUGUACAUUAUGUCGAGAUAUAGGAAAAGAAUUUUUUGUACGUGGUGAAAUUAAAACUCAUACGAAAGCUACAAAAAAACGUAAAGUUAAUUGA
Racocetra fulgida is the source of this 1481-nucleotide messenger RNA. Lineage: Eukaryota; Fungi; Glomeromycota; Glomeromycetes; Diversisporales; Gigasporaceae. The record is from the annotation of a GenBank genome assembly.